AUGAGCCGAAAAUUUGGCGAGUCGGUGCCCGAUGGUCCCGCUCGUGAGCCUCAACUCUCAUCGAGCUCCGAAUUGAUUCGGUUUUUGAGGAGCGAUGAGAUUGGAAGCGAAAUGAGCAUUCGGGGACCAUUUGGAUGGCGGAAAAUAAUUUAUUGCGAUUACACGGCGAGUGCUCGAGCAUUUUCGACGAUUGAAAAUUACAUUCAACAGGAGGUUUUGCCGUUUUAUGGCAACACGCACAGCUCAGUGACAUUCACCGCCGAGCAGACGACGCUUUUCAUGCACGAAGCCAGACAAGAAAUUCGCGCGCUCACCGGCGCCGGCGAUCUCGACGACGUGAUAUUCACCGGUAGCGGUUCGACAGCCGCUGUCGAGCUUCUUCUACACCUCAUGAACAUCGAAGAGAAUACGGUACAUGUGAUUCACUCGAUUCAAGAGCACCAUUCGAAUCUGUUGCCGUGGCGCAACGCCACUCGGCGAUGUCACGUCGUCGGCGAGGACGCGAGCGGUCGAAUCGACGUCGACGACGUCGCGCGUGUCGCGAAACGCGUUCGCGACGAGAAUCCGACGUCGCGAAUCGUCGCCGCGUUGACGGCGUGCUCGAAUCUCACCGGCAUUCGGUCGGACGUCGUCGCGAUCACGAGGAUUUUGAGGAAAUUCAAUGUGAUCUCGAUUUGGGACUACGCGUCAGCGGCGCCGUACACGUCGAUCAGCGUGAACGGCGACGAGCCGCUGGACGCGGUGUUCUUCUCGGGUCACAAAUUUCCCGGCGGUGUCGGCUCGCCGGGCGUUCUGAUCGUCAAAAAAUCGCUGAUCGCCGCCGAAUCGCCGAAACGCCACGGCGGCGGCACCGUGUUCUUCGUCAACGCCGACCGUCAAUGGUAUCUCAAAGAGGCGGAGCAUCGCGAGGAGGGCGGCACCGGCGACGCCGUCGGCGCCGUUCGUCUCGCGAUGGCGUUGAAACUCAAACGAAGCAUCGGCGUCGAGCGCAUCGAGGAGCUCGAACGCGAGCUGGUGCAGAUGAUGGUCGAGCGCCUCGAUCGAAUGAGCAAUUUGGUGGUGCUCGGCGCGAGAACGACGACGAGACGAUCGGCGACGUUCUCGUUUUUGGUGCGAUGCCGCGCGACGCGUCAAUUCUUCCAUCACAAUUACAUUGCGGCGUUGUUGAACGACGCGUUCGGAAUUCAGACGCGUGCCGGCUGCAUGUGCGCCGGACCGUACGCGCAUCGAUUGCUCGGAAUCGACGCGGCGACGUCGACGCGAAUCGUCGACGCGCUUCGCGAGGACGGCGGACUCGAUCGAACGCAUUUGCGGCGGCACGCCGAAUACUCGCAACGCGAAUUUUUGCGGCCCGGUUUCACGCGAAUCUCGUUUCCGUAUUUUUUCGGCCCUCGCCGCUUGUCGAAAAUUCUCGAUUGUCUCGAAUUUGUCGCGGAGAACGCGGGACGCUUUUUGCAUUUGUACCAAGUGAAUUGCGAGACCGGCGAAUGGCACCAUCAGAAUCAGCGAGUGUUCCACGGCCGGCGUUGGCUCGGCUACGCGAAAUUCACCGCGAACGGAAUAGUGACGAAGGAGAUGGAGAACGAAGCUGGACCAGAUCUCGACGAGCUGUUGGAGCAUUUCAAGAAGCUCGAGGUGCCUGUGGAAUUGUCGAAGAUACCUGAUGGAAGGCUGGCGAUUGGGAAGGAGUACGAAGACUUGCGAUGGUUCGUGCUCCCGAUUGAGCUGGCUGAGAAGGCGGUGAGCACGAGCAACUGUAUCAUCAGGCCGUUGGAGUAUGAGCGUGUCGACGAGGAAGAGCCGAUAGGAGGUCGAGUGGAAAAUGAGGAUCCGGAAGAUCAGGAGGAGGAGGAGCAGGAGCAGGAGGAGCUCGAUGAGGCUCCAACGUGUCCGCUGACUCGACCCAAAGGGAUUCCCGGCGAAAUCGGUGAUGAGAGUGAGGCUCGCGAGGUGCGACUGACUGAGGAUUGGAAUCGAAGAGUGGUGGUGAGACGAGUUGACGGCAAGCGAAAUGAGGAGGCGUGGCAUCAGCCGCCGUUGGAAAUGUACAAGAAGAUGACGGAUGUGAUACAUGAGCUUCAGAUGAUCAAGAAUGGCGACAAAGUGCUGGUUUGUCUGUCCGGCGGCAAAGACUCGCUCUCGCUUCUCCACUUGUUGCAUUUCUAUCAGCAGAGGUGCCAAAAAGCGAGAAGCACCUCAUUUGAUCUUGGGGCCAUCACAAUCGAUCCGGGAUCGGCCGAAUACAAUCCGAGGCCGCUUAUCGAUUAUUGUCGACGUUUGAACAUUGACUAUUUCUACGAGGAGCAGGACAUCAUCGGCGCGGCGAAACGCGUCGGCGGUCUGCGUUCGAUUUGCGCGUUUUGCAGUCGAAUGAAGCGCGGUCGACUGGCGGCGGCGGCUCAACAUCACGGAUGGAACGUGCUGGCGAUGGGACAACACUUGGACGAUUUGGCCGAGAGUUUUUUCAUCGCCGCGUUUCAGAACGGCAAUUUGAGCACGAUGAAGGCGCAGUAUGAGACGAAAGACGGCGCCCUUCGCGUCAUUCGGCCGCUGGUGUUCAUACGCGAGAAGGCGCUUCGAACGUUUGCCGAAGAGAAAAAGUUGCCCGUCGUCGCCGAGAAUUGUCCGGCGUGCUUCAAUCAGGCGACGGAACGUCACCGAAUCAAGCAGAUGUUGGCGCAACAGGAGCUCGUGUUUCCCGAGUUGUUCAAUUCGCUUCGAUCGGCCCUCAGGCCGCUUUUAUUGGUGGAUUCGGCGCACACUUCCGAAAUGCGGCAACAGGCCAUCCGAAACAUUAUCAUCAAUCGCUAG
Caenorhabditis bovis is the source of this 2811-nucleotide messenger RNA. The record is from the annotation of a GenBank genome assembly. Lineage: Eukaryota; Metazoa; Nematoda; Chromadorea; Rhabditida; Rhabditidae.